CUGUAAACUACCAUGCCAACCUACAUCGUACAGUUCGACACAACUCUGAAUCUUAACCUCCACGAGCCUCGACAACACGUCGCGCCCAUCACAAUAGCUUCGUGGCUUGCGUUCGCGGUCAAGUCCAGUGUCAACCGUUGGACCGAUCCGUUUCGGGAUAGUAGACAGCAGCCACACAAUCUCAUUGACUCCAGGAGUCCGAACCCAGACAUGAGGAUCUUCCAAGUACCCGCACAUGCUUUCGACGGUGAUGCAUAUUCUCUGUCCCAGACCAGAGCCUUACGGUCAAGAUUCAUGUUUUAAUCAUCUCUAGUUGUAAUUUAUUCUUCUGUCUACCGCGCCGAUGCCACUUUCUUACAGCGCACGCCGCGCCCUUUCGGCGGCCUUCCUUCUAAUUACAACCACAGCAUCUCAAAUCUGCUACUAUCCUGAUGGACAGACGAUUUCCGACGACAUUCCAUGCGGCAGUAAUGGAACAGUAUCAGCAUGCUGUCCAGCGAACUCCCUCUGCUUGGACAACGGUCUUUGCUACGCGGGCGGCAUCGUGAGCAGGUCGUCUUGUACGGAUGCUACGUGGGAAAGCUCAGCAUGCCCCAGAUAUUGCAAACCAGAAAGCCCGACCGGCUCGAUAGCGAUAUCACCAUGCUCUAGCGCGUCGGAAUCGAACACUUUUGCAUGCGGGGCGAACAGUACUGGCUGUCAGACCAACGGCGACACCUUCACCAUGUCCGGCGGAAACGCACUGCAGCUCCGACCGACUCAACUCGCAGCCAUUAUCUCGUCAGCUCUUCCCACCACAUCUUCGACGUCCUCCCAUUCCCUGACGUCUUCAACAUCAGCGGUCGUGGCCGAGAAGACCGUGACCUCUUGUCCGUCUCCGUCACCGGCGCUUUUAGACACAAGCAAGCAGUAUACGGACACAGAUAUGGCCGCUCUCGGCUGCGGACUAGGCCUUCCGCUCUUCUUCGCAUUAUGUGCCGCACUCAUCCUGCUCCGCAAAGAGCAGCAAAGGCACGCUAGGCCGAAGCUCAUGUACAAGCUUCCUCUCGACCACGACGAAUAUUCCUUCAGGCCGCCGCCACCAGCUCGGGCAGCCUCGACGCUUUCAGCCGUCGACUCGGCCUUCAGCUCCCGCGAAGGCUACAGCAAGCGUGCCAGUCUAAAGACACUGGGAAGCCAAAAGCCAGCACACAUGCAGAGCUUCAUGGAGCGAUACGAAAGCAUGAAGAAGAGCAAGGUUCAAGUCCAAGAGCGGGAGACGCAUGAGCUGGAUUCAGUGAACGUCAAGGAUGUGAUGCGGCACGAAUUAAGCGAUGUGCGGAUGUCGAAGCUGGACCACGCCUAGUACUGGAUGGCAUCUUUUUGUGUGUUAGCGCGGCGUUGUGGGCUGAACACUGUGAGGCCAUUGCGGCAUCGGCAUAAGAUAAUACUAAUGACUGUGGUACGAGCUUUCCGUGCAACGUUCCUGCCGUUUCUGGUGCGGCGAGCGGACCCUACCGCGCUGUCAGACCGGCACCUUCGC
This is a messenger RNA of Baudoinia panamericana UAMH 10762, 1522 nucleotides long. RefSeq lists its product as uncharacterized. NCBI's taxonomy places the organism in Eukaryota, Fungi, Ascomycota, Dothideomycetes, Mycosphaerellales, Teratosphaeriaceae. The record is from RefSeq and is a predicted model, not a curated record. The transcript has 2 exons. Bases 344 to 1345 code for a protein of 333 amino acids.